Messenger RNA from Clunio marinus, 213 nucleotides. Lineage: Eukaryota; Metazoa; Arthropoda; Insecta; Diptera; Chironomidae. The record is from the annotation of a GenBank genome assembly.
AUGCGAGAAAAUGGAGAGCGGAAGAUAAUGAAGACAUCAAAAAACUUAUGCAUCGAGGCGAUAGAAUUAAAAGCCAGGCAGGCAACAGUUUCGACACAUCCAAAAGCUAAAGACUACAAAUUGGAAAUUGGUAAACGAACGUUACUUGAAAAGAUCGAAGCUGAUAGACCAGUUUUCGAAGAGAAAUGUUUGUGGUUGAAGCUCAGUAAGUAG